Messenger RNA from Linum trigynum, 1997 nucleotides. NCBI's taxonomy places the organism in Eukaryota, Viridiplantae, Streptophyta, Magnoliopsida, Malpighiales, Linaceae. The record is from the annotation of a GenBank genome assembly.
UUACUACUUUGCUAUAACUAAUUCUUUUCGUUUUUUCCGAAAACGAUCUCUAAUGCCAAAUAUACCGAUUGCAGGAACGUCCGAGUAUAGAAGAUAUUCUAAAAUAGGAGAGGGAAGGCAGAGCCAAGUUGAUCCUCACAACAAGACAGAACGGCAGGCCAAUUCGCCGGCCGAUCAUUGAACUCAGACCCCCGCGACAAUCCCAAUGACACCGCCAUACGGUUUCCUUCAUUCACAAAACUCUCCCAUCCCCACACCCUUGUUUAGUUCUCUUCCCCCCUGCUCCCAUAUUUUUCCACCCAAAAUGGAUCGGGCGAGAUUCACCGGUGGAUCAGCCAGAAGCUCCAUGACCAGCCACCACAAGAAGCCACCGGCGCCGGCGGCAGAGCACACCAAAUCAGCUGGCAUGCCUUCCCCUGACCUGACUGAUUUCAUGAACGACAUGUUAUUCGGAACACUCCAUAACGAUACCCAUAAGAAGCCUUACAACCUGACCGGACACCGAUGGGAAGACAAUGACGACGACGAGGAGCGAGGAUUCGACGACAGCAUCAGGAGCGACAGCAGCAAGUUGACUCGGGAAUGGCUGCACGAGGCCAGGCGGAUGGUCGCUUCCUCUCUAUCCCACUGCGACUCCCCUGCUAGCGCUAGACUUUCGACCGGCUCGAUUCUUGACAAGAGAGACCCUCUUUCCCGAUCCGCCAGAAGGAACAGAGCAACGGAAGGUUUCAGUGAAGAGAUCCUAACGAGAUCCGCGAGGCACAGCAGGAACGGGUCAACCGGGUCCGACUCGGUAGUUGACUCGUCCCCUGCAUCACAACAAGUCCACAAGUGGAUCUCCAAGAAUCUCAAGCCCCCAACUUCAAAUGGGUCUUCCCCUGAAUACCAAUCACCAAACAGUAAUAACGAUUCAGGGUCGCCUCUGUUGCCUCCGCCCCAAUCGACCAACAGGAAGGCUCGCUUCCGAUCUGAACCGAAGCCUUCGCAGCCUCCAUUGCCGCCACCUCAAGCUUCAUUACCGCAGGAUAUUCCUAGAAGGUUCAAGCAGGCUCCGCUGCCAGAGUCUACCGGUCAGGUGCUUUCUCCACCAAAGAAUCUCGUCGAGUCUGCUCACCAGAGGUCAAUCUCGAGAUCCACCUGUUCCAUCGAGAAAAUCUCUCCCAAUUUGAGCGGGCAGGAGGAUGGACUAGGAGAGGAGCAACAAGAGAUGAGUUUGAAUGGGUUCUUGAAAAAGCAGAGGGCCAAGAUUGAGCAGAUUAUGAACAAAGAUAUUGACGGGAAGGCCAAGAUCAUCCUCUCUGGACCUUGAAACUGUAUGUAGAAAAAAGGAACUCCCUUAUAGCCAAAGAAAAGAGAAAUUUGCAAAAAAGGUUAAUCGAAUAGGCAAGGGUUGUAAUGCAUUAUGGGAUUUUAGGUACGAGUUCAAUGGUGGGCAGCGAUUUGCUAUGCAUGGUUGAUGGAGAACAGGUUGAGGAAGAGCAAGGAAGAUGGCGGCGGCGAGGUAGAGACAUCGUAUGUAGUGGUGCCAGUGAUGAAUGUUAGGAGAGGUCGAAUGUGGAAACAGAGGCAGGUAGCUUGGCUGUUCCACCAUAAGCCGCGGAUUUAGUACAUAAUAGAGCACUGGUCCGCAUUUCAUUAGAAAAUUAGAUAUCGUUAAAAAAAUGAUUUUUUUUACAAUAUCAAUUGUACACGUCGAUCUUUUAAUCUAGCGAAUUCAUCAAUAAUGGAGUCUACAUCCAUACCAAUAGCAUACUACUCUCUUUCAAAUAAAAUAGUUGACGAUCGGAGAGAAAUUCAUCACUCAUUUUGUUGUACAAAUUAGUUUUCAUAUGUUCCAUUGUUGAAAAGGUUUUCUCCAUAGUAGUUGUUGAAACGGGCAAUGUCAACACUAGACAAAUCAAUUAACUAAUGAAUUUGUAUUUGUGUGUCCAUUCUUAUUUCCACGUUCCACCAGUUACUCUAGUGAUUUUUAAAGUGAAUAAACCUCAUAUUUCUUU